This is a messenger RNA of Hypoxylon fragiforme, 1027 nucleotides long. RefSeq names its product Sybindin-like protein. The coding region runs from base 392 to 880 and encodes 162 amino acids. Gene Ontology annotation, cellular component: TRAPP complex. Gene Ontology annotation, biological process: endoplasmic reticulum to Golgi vesicle-mediated transport. The transcript has 3 exons. NCBI's taxonomy places the organism in Eukaryota, Fungi, Ascomycota, Sordariomycetes, Xylariales, Hypoxylaceae. The record is from RefSeq and is a predicted model, not a curated record.
AGUCAGCGCUGCAUUUGAACUUUCAAGACAAGGGGUCUGAUACUUUCUGGAGAAACUUCGGCUAGUCUGGGAACGUCAGCUGGGCUGCCAGACACCUAAACAUUUUACAGCACUGAGGUGAACAGUAAAAAGUUAGGGGAUGCCAUGUGCUGAACAAAUUGGAUGUAUUUGAUGUUCAUGACUUAAAACUUGAAUACCAUCUCAAUUUACUCAAUUUACACAGUUCCACACCCAUGGAUUUUAUGAGUUCUCUUAUCGAGCACCAAUUGAAUAUCACAGCUUUUGAUAAGAAAUGCGCAGGUAAAGCGUGCCGGGAGCUUUGAAGCCUUAUUCGACCAAUUUGAAAUUCAGCCCUUCAUUCAUAUUAUCCAUCCCGUACCAUCAUAAUACCAUGGCUAUCCUAGCUCUCAUCGUCAUCAACAAGGCCGGAGGUCUCAUCUAUAACCGGACCUUUGGCGAUGGCCUAAACCAGCUCAAUACAAAUGACUACCUGGUCCUUGCCGGUACCUUCCACGGUGUCCACGCCAUCACAGCCCGGGUCAACCCCCUCAAGUCCCUGAUGUACUCGCAGCACCAGCAGACCAUCCCCACCGCGGGAGGCGUGCCCGUACCAAGCCGGCCGGACCCCCCCUCGGGCCUGGAGGUGCUCGAGUCGGAGAACUUCCGGCUGCAGUGCUUCAACACGUUGACGGGCACCAAGUUUCUCCUCUUCACCGACAACUUGCAGCCGAAUGUGGAUUUGACCAUGCACAAGGUCUACGAUCUGUACUCCGACUUCGUCAUGAAGAACCCGUUCUACCAGCUCGAGAUGCCCAUCCGCUGCGAGGCGUUCGAGAGGAAACUGAAUUCGUACAUUAGGGAGAUUAAUAAUUCUCGGUAGUGACUACAGCGUUCUAUCACGGGCUUAUGGGGAAAGAGGGAAGAGGAAAGAUGGAUCUUGGCAGUUCGAGGGAAAGAAAUCCCGAGUUAGUUUAUUGCAUUGUGGCACGGCGUUUGGAGUUUAGAGGCCUGGUAUCAAUACGAUUGU